Messenger RNA from Chanos chanos (milkfish), 4149 nucleotides. RefSeq names its product sorting nexin 16 (gene snx16). Gene Ontology annotation, biological process: endosome to lysosome transport; protein targeting to lysosome; early endosome to late endosome transport. The transcript has 8 exons. Lineage: Eukaryota; Metazoa; Chordata; Actinopteri; Gonorynchiformes; Chanidae. The record is from RefSeq and is a predicted model, not a curated record. Gene Ontology annotation, cellular component: late endosome; early endosome. Gene Ontology annotation, molecular function: phosphatidylinositol binding. Bases 272 to 1321 code for a protein of 349 amino acids.
GGGACAGCUGAGUGAAUGUGGUGACUUUAUCCCUUUUUUAAUGAAAGCGUGUCCUGAUAAGUGUUUUGCACGCAUAAACUACAGAAAAGUGGACAACACAAGAAUGCCGGGGUGUUUGGAGGGAGGAGACCAGUGAGGCAGUGCAUGGUGUUACACCUUCAUCCCCAGGAUCCUCAUAUGGUGACAGACUGAAUAUCCAGGCUUUGUAGACAGAGAGCAGGAGAUUUUAGGGUGCUGGUUGGGAGCCAGUGCAGAGAAGUCGUCCAAACAGAUGGCCACACCUUUUGUGCCUGUGCCUGUCCCCAUGGACAGGGGUGUUCUUGGGACAGGUAAACCCAGACGCACACAGAGAGCCUCCUCUCUGGGCAGUGUCUCCAGUAGCUCGGAGUCAUCCUCCACCAAAGGUGCUGGGGAUGACACAGGACAGCUGAAGAGAGGUACUGGGAUCCUUAGCUCAGAGCAGGGGAGCUUUACCCCACCGCUUCAGUGUCAGAGCCCCGUGACUCGCGCCAGGAUGAACGGGAUGGAUCCCUCGGUGGAGUACUCCAACUGCCCACGGCCUGAAAGCCCACCCGACAACUCCGACUGGGAGGAAAGGCCAAUCACCCCCACCGUGCUGGGCUACGAGGUUAUGGAGGAGAGAGCCAAGUUUACGGUGUAUAAAGUGUUGGUGAGGAAGAGCCAGGAUGAGAGCUGGGUGGUUUUCAGACGCUACACAGACUUCUCCAGACUCAAUGACAAGCUGAAGGAAAUGUUCCCUGGGUUCAGGCUUUCCUUGCCGCCGAAACGCUGGUUUAAAGACAAUUAUGACACAGACUUUCUUGAGGACAGACAGCUGGGUCUUCAGGCCUUCCUGCAAAAUCUGGUUGCCCAUAAAGAUGUUGCCAACUGUAUUGCAGUGAGAGAGUUUCUGUGUCUGGAUGACCCUCCGGGACCCUUCGAUAGCCUGGAGGAGAGUCGGGCGUUCUGUGAGACGCUGGAAGAGAGCAACUACCGGCUGCAGAAGGAGCUGCUGGAGAAGCAGAAGGAAAUCAAUGCCCUAAAGAAGAUACUUGAGGAAAAGGAACUCCAUAUUCAUCUAUUGGAGAAGAGAGUCAAUGGAGAAUCUCUGACUCCGGAGAGUUUGCAUACUCUGUCGGCUCAGGGGAGUGAGAGUAGUGUGGAGGCAGAUGGAGACGUGGAGUCCUCCACGGCCGAGGCUGACCAGGACAUGCCUGAGGAGAACGGUGAGCUUCAGUCUCCCAGGAACUCUGCGUGUUGGUGUGGGCCAGCCAUUAGCAGCUCUCCUCCUGUCAUUCAGGUGACCCAGCUGGAGCAGUGAUCCAGCGCUGAGCUUCUCCCUCUCCCUUUCUGCCUCUCCCGCUCACAGCAGAGAGCCUGUCCCCCACCCCCCGGAGCAUUCCUUGCCUGCUGAGAACUCAGAUUUGGGCCACAGCCUCCCAGAGAAUACACAGUGGAUGGAUCGCUCACUUCUCUAUAGACUCACUGUGACCGAAACAGGUCCCUGUCAGAGGCUGGUACUGGGAAUAUGAAUCUAAACCUCGUGCCAGAGGCAACUGAAUAAUGACUUUCAUAGGGGCGUCCAAAAAGACUUCUUUUUGAAGCAAUGAAUGCACAGGCUCUCCUAGGUGAGAAGGUGUCUUCCAACCUUGAGCUUGCUCUAUGCUCAGCUUUCUCAUGUCAUCAACUGAAUGACCAUUUGCCUUUUGAGGGAUGUUAAAAAAAAUGACAAUUUUGAUAUCAUUUUUCUUCAGUUCUGAGCUUGUGUCUAGCCAUUAGUUGCUAGAUCUUUACUGGUGUGGUCUUAUAGCCAAAGAGUGCUUCUCAACCAAAAACAUUAGAUAGAAGGUGAAUCUCUAUAAAAUGAUUGAGAGGCUGAAAAUCCCUCUUAUUACUGUGUGACAAUCCACAGGCAGAGAGAGGCCUAUGUGCUCUUCAGCGCUGAAGCCCUACUCUUUGUCUGUGUACGCAUCAGCAGAGUAGCACCCUCUGGUGGCUGACACAGGCACUUAUACCAACAUUGACUCAGGAAGAUCAAUGUGCUAAUGAACGAAUCCACUCUGUUUGAGUACCAUGAUCAGACUGUUGUUUCAGUCAAUUGGUGUAUGUUUCUUUUCCCCAGAUGUCAAGGCAGUUUAAACACUGUUGGCUAAUGCCCUUUUUGUCUAUGCUAUGCUACCAGUCUCCCGUCAUGUGCUGGCACUCCAUCUGUUCUUUUCUCGCCAUGAAAAAGGAGGGGAGAAGAAUUCUCUGACAGAUGUACAGAUGACACUCUUGGAUAAGUUUGUUCUGUGUUUGUGGACUGUGUCACGUUUGACUGUGCUGAAUGUGAGACACUUGUGAACUACACAUGUUUUUAAUCUUGUUUUUGAAUGUCACCCUCGUUUUGAUAUCAUGCACUGUUUGCACUGUAAUCUUCGUGAAGGUCUAAACACUAAGUGAACCUUAACAUAUCAUAAUUAAUGGGCUUUUAAGAAAAAUAAUGAGGUACUUACAGGGGCCUGAUGUGUUGUAGUAAUGUGAUCAUUUUUGUCUCUGUGGGGGUCAUCCCACAUCUGACCCACUUUUGUCAUAGAUGUAUAGUCUGCACAUGCAAUAUGAAGUCGGCGUAUUUCAUUUUGUGUCAAGCGCACCGGUUCCUGUGAGUUGACAGGCACUGCAUGAUGGCCUUCAAGAAAUGUUUCAGAGCCACGUGUGACAGCUCAUGUCUUGGCUCUGCAUCUCCUCUGGCCUUAUUCCUACACUAUUUCAACCACUGAUGGUGAUGUUAAGUGUCCUCACGUAACCUGUGAAAUGGCAUAGUUAAGACUAUGCACAAUACCUUAAAUACCGUGUGCUCUCAUUGAAUGGUGUACAUAAUGUUAGGAACUACGCAAAGAUUUUUUGGACACACGUUAUACUAUAUGUUGGCCCUGAGGGAAACCCUGAAGUUCUGUGUAGAAUGAAUCUGAGAAGUGAUGAUCUUCUCUGUGUUUUAUGGUCACAGUGAGUCAUCUCAUUUUCAUGUAUAUUUAUGUGUUUGUCUGCACAUACAGGUGCGCGUUUUAAAUGCAACUGAAACACUUCCAGACACAGUGACUCAUACACCACUUUAAGCCAUGCUCACCAGACUGGCUGUUUUUGUUAGGUCAGGCUGUCAGAGUUUCACUAUAAGCCAUACUGGGUAGAACAAUACAGUUGUAUUAAUGUGUUUAUCCAUUCGCAGAAUAGCAUUAUCAAAACUAAUGCUUAAUGCAGAUGCCUAGUUGUAGGCCUAAAGCCUGCUCUCCUUUUUUGGUUUUAGCUCCUAACAGGAGAUGGCCGAGUCAUUGUUCGGGGGCGAGGGGGGGGGGUGGCACAGCAGGUCACGUGAUGCACUUUAUGUUCCUGAGGAUUUGUAUGAAAGGAUGCUUCUGACCGAGCAAGCAAAGCCUCGUUAUUUUUAAAAUUAAACUUUCAGCUUCAGCUGAAACACAGUGCCUUCCUCUUUGUCUUCAUACACUCACUCUUCACAGCUUUGGUUUUGUGUGUGUAUAGUUAGGUUCCCCGCAUCUAGAGUGCCUUCUAUUUCCCUUUUUUUGUGUAAUUUUAAUUGCUUGUAUAUCAUGUUUAUCAGUGUGUGUUUUUUCUGGACUUAUUUUAGUCUGAAUAGGCUUAUCACCCCGCAGAGUGAGUUUUCAGGUGACUAUAAAUGAUGCUAUUUCAAACUCAUUCAAAAAAAGGAAAGAGAGAUUCUCAUUGUUUACCGAGAGGAAGGUGUCCUUUGGAUAGAAAAGCUUGAUUCUAAGUUGUAAUCCAUUAAAUACUCAAGUACUCAAGCACCAUAAUAAUGGAAGACCUUCUAUGCCUGUGUAUGACUGCAUCUGUGUGAUAUGAGAGCACCACUCUCAGAGGUUGAAAUAAACAUUUGCAUAGAUGUCUUGGCACUCAAAAAUGGCAUAAAAGAAAUGUCCGAUUAAUUUCCUUCAGCCAGCGAAGGAGGCUUAGCAUUGUUGAAUGGAUAAACAGAGGAUUAGCCCAAUGCUGGCUCUUUUUGUGGAGGAGAUCAGGGAGGCCGUGUGUGUUUGGGAUGCAUUGUAAUACUCAUGUUCAGACUUAUGGUCUUGUCUCUGAACAUAUAUGUUAACCUCUCUCCAUGACUGACUACAGGUGGCUGUUCACACAUCUAGC